This is a messenger RNA of Daldinia loculata, 2033 nucleotides long. RefSeq names its product Deuterolysin metalloprotease family-domain-containing protein. The transcript is spliced from 3 exons. Bases 358 to 1464 code for a protein of 368 amino acids. Gene Ontology annotation, molecular function: metalloendopeptidase activity. The record is from RefSeq and is a predicted model, not a curated record. NCBI's taxonomy places the organism in Eukaryota, Fungi, Ascomycota, Sordariomycetes, Xylariales, Hypoxylaceae. Gene Ontology annotation, biological process: proteolysis.
AAGCCAACUUUACCUAGUAGUCAACCUACAAUGGCUGUAUUAACAAUGCUAUUGACACGUACGGCUUCAUGUAAACGCAUUCCUCGUGUUGAUAUAUUACAAUGGUAUCUCGUAUAUCAAUAUUUAUGUACCAGUCCCGGCUCCUUGCAGCGUCGCAGCCAAACACCCCAACGCGUCCCAGCACCGAAUACGAGGUUUUUCCACUCGGAGAUGAAUCCUCAUUUGGGAAAGACUAAGGAAUCGAAAUAAACCAGAAAGUCAAUCGCAUAUAAAACGACGUACGGCGCAGAUGCUUGAUAGGAAAGCUUUUUAGCAGUUGGUUUGCGGAGGACCAGGAACACUGUUCAGUUUAUCACGAUGAGGCUUACCGAGAUUCUCCUAGCUGUAGCUAGUCUGACCGCGACGACGACUGCCCACAUCCUAAAUCCCAUACGCGGCAGACAGGCUUCGGUUCUGGAGGUUACCCUGACUCCUUCGCCGACGGGUGAGGCUGCUGAGUUAAUUGCCACUAUUAAAAACGUCGGCUCCGAGGACCUUAAUCUGCUACGAGUUGGUACUCUUCUCGACGAAGUAUUGCCAGUCCAAAAAGUCUCCGUCGUAGAUGAAUCAGGCGUAGAGGCUCCUUUCAGGGGAAUCCACGCGAGUAUCCGGCACGAUGCUCUUGCAGCCAAGAACUUCCGCCUACUAAAGGCGUCGGAGUCUUUCGACACGGUUGUCAAAGCUGCUACUGUACACAAGUUCGAAAAAUCUGGAACAUAUACGUUCAGGGCCACGGGAUUGAUCCCGGUAGCAGCAGCUGGGUCUACUGAGCUGUCCGGCCCGGCGAUAUUGAUCCAUUCUAACAGCAUAAGUCUCCACGUCGAUGCUCAAAGUGCCGCGGCCGUCCCUAAACUUCCGAGUUUGAAUCCCCUCGAAGCACGCACGAAUGUAGCAGACGGCUGCAACGCCACGCAGCUAGCCGCCAGCACCGCAGCCCUCGCCAACUGCAAAACCUUAGCUCUAGCAGCCGCGGCUGAUGCUGCAGACUCGUCAUCCUCUCGAUUUGUCGAGUAUUUCAAGACCAACUCAUCGACGACGCGGCAGACCGUCGUCGACAGGCUAACGGCGGCAGCAAAAGAGUGUUCGACGACCGAUUCAGGACCGUCGCGAUAUUUCUGCUACGACUACUACAAACUAUGCGAGACUGAGGGACCUCUGAACGCAUAUACUAAAUGGGAUUUUGAUUUCGUCGUCUUGUGCCCGCUGUUCUACGAUACGCUUCCUGCGCUGCCCCAAGGCUGCCAUCGCCAGUGCCAGGCCACGACCACGAUACACGAGAUGACGCACUGCGAAGACGUAUAUAGCCCGCACACGAACGACUUCGUAUACGGGUAUAACGAGAGCGUGGCGUUAUCACCUGAACUGGCGCUGCUUAACGCAGACAGUUACUCGCUUUAUGCUAAUGCUGUAUAUAUGAAGUGUUAGAUCAAAUGUUAUUUUGUCAUUUUACAACUUUGGUGAGGUAAAAUUAUAAGUGGCAUUAAAUUAGUUUGGUUUAAAAGACCCUGCGACAACUUGACGGUUCCGCUGACAGUGGCUAUGUUAUCAUUAUCCAAGGUAUUUCCAGAUGGGUUUGACGAUUUCCUCACUUAGAGGACGUAAGAUUAAACAUAGGUAAGGCCAAGAGAGUUAGAGUCAUCGAACACAACUCCUGACCGACGGCGAUGCCAAACCGGGGGGAGAUGUACUCCAUGUCGCCGAUUCCGCCCAUAGUCGGCCAUGCCCUGAUUAUGCACUGAUCAUAAGCAUGCUGUUUAUGCUGACGUAGACGAAAUGUGACGUCUGAUGUAGUCGUUAGACUGGUCAAAAUCUACUGCUCGAUGAUAUCGCUAAUCGCGGUCCGGUUGGUGAAUGGUGAAUCUAAUACGCUUGCUAUUUCUGCUGUUACGAAUAUCCUUGCUAAAUAUUGACUUUGUCUUUUAUCCUACUCGCCUCCGAGAGUCCAAAGCAUAACUAGCGACCGAGACAAGGACAUGGGAAUACGGAUUAUCCCC